This is a messenger RNA of Myotis daubentonii (Daubenton's bat), 3213 nucleotides long. RefSeq names its product tRNA methyltransferase 2B (gene TRMT2B). NCBI's taxonomy places the organism in Eukaryota, Metazoa, Chordata, Mammalia, Chiroptera, Vespertilionidae. The record is from RefSeq and is a predicted model, not a curated record. Gene Ontology annotation, biological process: RNA processing. Gene Ontology annotation, molecular function: tRNA (uracil(54)-C5)-methyltransferase activity, S-adenosyl methionine-dependent; RNA binding.
AUGGGACAGUGCGAGGAGCAGGUGGUGGGCUGGGUCCUGGGACGAGAGGGGGAGGAGUGCUUGGGAGGGACGGCGCCGGGAAAGGGGCGAGUUGUGCUUUUGAAGGUCUCCAGAGAAGCGCCCCCUGCAGACUGCGCCUGCGUCUGGAGUUCCGGUGCCGGGCGCACCAGGAAGUGGCUCUUCCCAGCGGCAGCGAUCCAGGCCACUGGCAGGUUGUUUUGUUUGGCACCUCAGGUCUUUAAGAGGAUUUAUUGGUUAGAAGGUAUUGAGAGAAGAGUCCCAAUGCACAAACCUAGAUGCUUCCUUUCCAGGGUGGGUUUCUUCUCCAAAUCAGGACUGCUCUACUGGUGUCCCAGAAAACCUCCAGAUUGGUCACAGCUUUUAUUGGGGUCAGCACGUAAGAGAACCUUCACUCAUGUGAUCACCAAGAGGCGUCAAAGAGGACAGAAAAGUCAGAAGAAACCAAGCCAUCUUGGACCACUAGAUAGUUCCUGGCAGGAAAGGCUGGCUGAUGUUGUGACGCCACUCUGGAGGCUGAGCUAUGAAGAACAGCUCAAGGUGAAAUUUGAAGCUCAGAAGAAAAUUUUACAAAGAUUAGAGUCUUACCUCCAAAUGUUCAAUGGAUUUAAAGUGACAACAGCUGCACCCAAAUCGGAGGAAUUCUGUUGUCUUCUCCAACCUAUUAUACCCUCUCCUGUCAUCGAUGGCUACCGAAAUAAGUCCACCUUUUCUGUGAACCGAGGUCCAGAUGGCAAUCCGAAGACUGUGGGAUACUACCUUGGAACUUGGAGAGACAGAAACAUGGUCUGUGUGCAGUCUAACCAUCUGAAAAACAUCCCUGAGAAACACAGUCAAGUGGCCCAGUACUAUGAAGUAUUCCUUCGACAGUCCCCAUUGGAGCCCUGCCUUCUGUUUCAUGAAGGUGGACACUGGCGUGAGCUCACAGUCCGCACCAAUAGCCAAGGGCACACAAUGGCCAUCAUUACUUUCCAUCCCCAGGAAUUAAGUAAGGAGGAGCUCUGUGUUCAGAAGGAAACUGUAAAGGAGUUUUUCAUCAAAGGUCCAGGAGCAGUCUGUAACUUGACAUCACUGUACUUCCAGGAAAGCACCAGGACCCGUUGCAGCCAUCAGCAGUCCCCCUUCCAGCUCCUUUUUGGGGAACCCCACAUCUUUGAAGAGCUCUUGGGCUUGAAGGUCCGCAUCUCUCCAGAUGCCUUUUUCCAAAUUAACACUGCUGGUGCAGAGGUGCUGUAUCGGACCAUAGGGAAGCUGAGUGGAGUGAAUUCUAACACCAUCCUCCUUGAUAUCUGCUGUGGAACUGGUGUGAUUGGUCUCUCUCUGGCUAAAUAUACCUCCCAGGUCCUUGGGAUUGAAUUGGUGGAGCAGGCGGUAGAGGACGCCAGGUGGACUGCAGCCUUCAAUGGCAUCACUAACUGUGAAUUCUACGCUGGUCAAGCAGAGAAGAUUUUGCCACAGCUGCUGAAGUCAAAGGAAAAUGGGCAGUUAAUUGUUGCUGUGGUAAACCCAGCUCGGGCAGGACUGCAUUACCAGGUGGUUCAAGCCAUUCGAAACUGCAGGGCCAUCUGCACACUAGUUUUUAUUUCCUGCAAGCCCUAUGGUGAAACCACUAGGAACAUCAUUGAGCUGUGUUGUCCCCCAAACUCUGCUAAGAAGCUUCUCGGCAAGCCUUUUGUCCUGAGACAAGCUGUGCCUGUGGAUCUGUUCCCCCACACCCUACACUGUGAGCUGGUGUUCCUCUUUACUCGAUAAAAAUCCUCCUAUAAGAUGGUGGGCUCUUCAUUAAGGCUGAAAUUUCAUUAGCUUUCAGGUUUGGCAUAUUGUUACAUUGCAGAUCCUGAGAGCAUUACUGGGGAAACCAAUCUUUGGAUCAUGAGUAGGAAGAAUAUAGUAAAUCUUCCUACAUGAACCAGAUUUAUUACUUUUGUUUUCAGCUUCCCUUAUUUUCAUGUGUGUUUGUUUGCUGUGACCACUCCUUGGCCCUGGAUCUGGACUGUUCCUUUUGUUGUCAGCCUGUCCUGGCUCCUUGGUCUGAAAUUGCCUGUGGUGUGGUGCAAAUGAGCUUUUCUCAGUAGCUUAUAAUAAUGUCACAUUGUCUCAGGUCUCUGUGUUUGCCCAGAGAUUUUAUUAGAUACUAGAGCCCAGGUGCACGAAAUUCGUGCACGGUGGGGGGGGGGUGUUCCUCAACCUGGCUUGUACCCUCUCCAAUCUGGGACCCCUCGGGGGAUGUCCGACUGCAGGAUCAGGCCUAAACUGGCAGUCGGACAUCCCUCUCAGAAUCCGGGACUGCUGGCUCCUAACUGCUCACCUGCCUGCCUGCCUGAUUGCCCCUAAUCUCUUCUGCCUGCCAGCCUGAUUGCCCCCCUAACCGCUCCCCUGCCAGCCUGAUUGAUGCCUAACUGCUCCCCUGAUGACCUGAUCACCCCCAACUGCCUUCCCCUGCUGGCCUGAUGGCCCCCAACUGCCCUCUCCUGCCAGCCUGAUUGCCCCAACUGCUCUCCCCUGCUGGCCUGAUUGCCCCCAACUGCCCUCCCCUGACUGGGCCUGAUCGCCCCCAACUGCCCUCCCCUGCCAGCCUGAUCACCCACAAUUGCCCUUCCCUGCUGCAACUCGCCUCCUCUUCCGGGACCCGCCUCCUCCACAUUAGGUGGUGGAGACACGGGACCAGCCUCCUCCAUGCUGCACAGAGCCGUGGGACCCCCAGGCCUCACCAUGCAGAGUGGCCACCAGGCCCUGCAUCCCCUGUGUGCGCAGCCAUCUUGUGAUGACGUUGCGUGAGGGUGUCGCACAAGGGCGUGAUGCCACCUAGGCUUUUAGUAUAUAGGAUGUUCUGUGUUCUUAAGUUACUAAGAAUUAGGGCUAGAAACAAGUCUAGCUUUUUUCAAAAAGCAGAGUGUGGGGGGCUAUUGGCAAGCACAUCGGGCAUUUUUAAAUAUGUUGGCUGAACCCAGGAUGCAGGCAAAGCCAAGCCCUGGAGGCGGUCCUAGCCAAGCAGCAAGGACGCCACUCAGUCUGACCUUUCCAGCCCAGGUGCUAGGGGGUGGAUCUCACUAUGUCGCCAGAAACUCAAGGCCUACCCAGAUGUGAUGUAACUUCCUGUUACUUCGAGUAUAAAUUAAACUUACUUCCGGUGUUGGGUGCUCUGUUCAUCUAUCAGAGGGUAGACGCCACACCCAGGCCCAGCUUUUUCCUCUA